Messenger RNA from Pollicipes pollicipes, 2456 nucleotides. It is a transcript of the gene Kap-alpha1, whose product is annotated as karyopherin alpha1. The record is from RefSeq and is a predicted model, not a curated record. Gene Ontology annotation, biological process: protein import into nucleus. The transcript is spliced from 9 exons. The coding region runs from base 120 to 1673 and encodes 517 amino acids. Gene Ontology annotation, cellular component: cytoplasm. Gene Ontology annotation, molecular function: nuclear import signal receptor activity; protein binding. NCBI's taxonomy places the organism in Eukaryota, Metazoa, Arthropoda, Thecostraca, Pollicipedomorpha, Pollicipedidae.
UUGGUGGGUGGUGUGGUCAGCUGGUGCCAUUGCAUAUUGUCCGAUCUUGUUGCGUUUGUGAUAGCAGACGGGGAUAUUUUCGUGACUGCGGCCAGCGCCUGUCGGUCCAGCGCGGCGAGAUGUCGUCUCACCAGCACCGCUACAAGAACACGGGCAUGGACCCGGCCGAGAUGCGCCGUCGCCGGGAGGAGGAGGGCAUCCAACUGCGCAAACAGAAGCGCGAGCAGCAGCUCAACAAGCGGCGCAACGUGACGCUGCCCGAGCUUCAGGACGACGAGGUGUCCUCCACCGGCCAGGACAUGCCCGUGCAGUCCGUCACCAAGGACAUCGUGGAAGCGCUGUACAGCGGCGAGCUCGACCAGCAGACGGACGCCACGCACAAGUUCCGCAAGCUGCUGAGCCGCGAGCCGAACCCGCCUAUCGACGAGGUCAUCCGGGCGGGCAUUGUGCCGCGCUUCGUCGAGUUCCUCAAGGUCGACGACCAGCGCCUGCAGUUCGAGGCGGCCUGGGCGCUGACCAACAUCGCGUCCGGCUCGUCGGCCCAGACUCGGCGGGUGGUGGACGCGGGCGCCGUGCCCAUUCUGAUCGCGCUGCUCCAGUCCCAGUACGAGGACGUCAAGGAACAGUCGGUGUGGGCGCUCGGCAACGUGGCCGGCGACUCGCCCGAGUGUCGCGACUACGUGCUGGAGCAGAAGAUGCUGAUGCCGCUGCUACAGAUCUUGGCCAAUGACCCGCAGCGGCUGACGCUGAAGCGGAACGCGGUGUGGGCGCUGAGCAAUCUGUGCCGCGGCAAGAACCCGCCGCCCGACUUCGACAAGGUGUCGCCGUGCCUGCCGGUGCUGGCGCGCCUGCUCUUCGACCCCGACAGCGAGGUGCUGGCCGACACGUGCUGGGCGCUUGGCUACCUGUCGGACGGGCCCAACAACAAGAUCCAGGCGGUGAUCAACGCCGGUGUCUGCCGUCGGCUCAUCGAGCUGCUCAUCAACAGUGAACAGUCGGUGGUGAGCGCGGCGCUGCGUGCAGUCGGCAACAUCGUCACCGGAGACGACAUGCAGACCCAGGUGAUCCUCAACUGCCAGGCGCUGCCCUGCCUGCUCUACCUGCUCAGCUCGCCCAAAGAGAACAUCAAGAAGGAGGCGUGCUGGACCAUCAGCAACAUCACGGCCGGCAACAAGGCCCAGAUCCAGGAGGUGAUCGACAUCAACAUCUUCCCGGUGCUGAUCGAGAUCCUGUGGCGGGCCGACUUCCGGACGCGCAAGGAGGCCGCCUGGGCCAUCACCAACGCCACCACCGGCGGCACCGCAGACCAGAUCAAGUACAUCGUCCAGCAGAACUGCAUCCCGCCGCUCUGUGAACUGCUGACCGUCAUGGACCCCAAGAUCAUCCAGGUGGCGCUCAACGGCCUGGUCAACAUCCUCAAGCUGGGCGAGGCGGAGGCCAAACAGGCCGGGCAGAACCCGUACGCAGUCAUGAUCGAGGAGUGCUACGGCCUCGACAAGAUCGAGUUUCUGCAAUCGAACAAGAACCAGGAGAUCUACCAGAAGGCGUUCGAUAUCAUCGAAACGUACUUCGGCAGCGAGGAUGAGGUGGCGCAGGUGGCGCCGGCCGGCGACCAGCUGGGGGAGUACCAGUUCGCGGCGGACGCCCAGGCGCCGGCUAACAUUCAUUUCUAGCCGGCCGGCCCCGGCGACAGCGCAUCUAGUCAGCCGGCCCUCGCCCCGCCCCCUUUCCUCUCCGAGAGCCCCUCGCGCCGGGCGGCCGCCGCCGCCGCCGCCGGAGACUGUGCAAUGGCCGGCGUGCGCUGCGGGACGCCGCCGCGCGCGACGACCUGACCUCGGCGAGCCGACUGGACCUCGCCCCUACUGAAACUGACUGUGAUACACGAGCGUGCGUGCGAGCGAGCGUGUGAGUGCCUGCGGGAGCGUGUGGUUGAGGGCGCGGGCGCGGGACGCCGUGGCGAGGCCGGACGCGGGGGCUGCCUGCGGCCGGGGCGCUGCGUUAUGGCCGGCGCCCUCGCGGUGGCCCGGGCAGGCCGCCGGCGCUGCCUGUUUUAUACGGACUGUUUGGCGUGCGGUGACGUGCGGGAGCGCGCCCGCGACCGCGUGAGUGCGCGUGAGAGGGAGUGAGCAUGAGGGCGUGAGCGCGCGUCGACUGACGCCGUGGCGCCGGUCGGCCGCGGCCGGACUUCUGACCAGGACGGACGGACGGCGGAUCGGGAGGCGUGCCCGCGUGAUUGGUCGCCCCGGCCGCCACCUUUUAGCGGACGGGAGCGGGCUACCGGGCCGUGCGCAGACCUCAGUCGGGCCUCGCUCCGGCAUGCGCGUGCUCGCCUGUGCGCUCGUUCUUGGCUCCAGCUGUCUGCUAACACAACGCGGAUUUUGUUAAUAAUUUAUGAGAUAUUUGCACUGAUUUGAGACUUUUCUUUGAUUGUGCCUCAAUAAACGUUUAAUCUAUCG